AUGCUGAGCAGGAGCCUGAAGGCGAGGCUAUGCUCAAGAUGCCUUGGACCCUCGUUGCGCACGGCAGCUAGGCCCGCUGCUCUGUCCCUACCUCUCACCAUCCGGUGUCAAUCUUCAUCGUCCACAGCUGCCGGAACUGGGGCUGACCUCUCGCCUAUUCUCCUGCGACGGGCUCGGGCCAUCGCCGCAGAACACCAGCACCUGUCGACCGCCAACGCAGAGAACUACGACGUCGCAGUCGCGAAGAAGAUCGGCGAGCUCAGCCCCGUGGUGGCCGCCUUGAAGGAAUGGGAGGAUGCUCAGAGUUCCCUCGCCGAGCUGGAAACCAUGCUCACCGACCCGUCCUCGGACGCGGAACUCCGCACGCUCGCGUCGCAGGACAUCGAAGCCACGACGUCGCAACUCCCCACUCUCUCGUCCCGGCUCAAGAACAGCCUGAUCCCGCCGCACCCGUUCGCCGCCCUUGCCUGCAUGAUCGAGAUCCACCCGGGCGCCGGCGGCAGCGAGGCCUCGCUGUUCGCCCAGUCGCUCCUGAACAUGUACACGGACCUGUGCGCGCGGAAGCGCUGGCCGACCACGCUGGCCGGCUACACUCCCGACGACAGCACGCACGACGCGGGCCUCACGGACGCGCUGCUCGAGGUCCACCAGCCGGGCGCGUACGACGUGCUCCGCACCGAGGCCGGCGUGCACCGCGUACAGCGCGUGCCCGCGACGGAGAAAAAGGGCCGCACGCACACGUCGGCCGUGUCCGUCAUGGUGCUGCCCAGCCUGCCGGACUCGUCGUCGGGAGCGGCCGACGCCGAGCUCGACUACGAGAACCCGGACUCGGACUACUACGUCAACCCGGCCGACGUGAAAUCGCAGGCCAUGCGCGCCAGCGGCGCCGGCGGCCAGCACGUCAACAAGACCGAGAGCGCCAUCCGGCUGACGCACCUGCCGACCAACACGGUCGUCGCCGUGCAGGAGGAGCGCUCGCAGCACAAGAACCGCGAAAAGGCGUGGCGGCUGCUGCGUGCAAAGAUCGCCCAGAUGCGCCGCGAGGCCCGCGAGGAGGAAAUCGUCCGCAUCCGCCGGAGUGCCAUGGGGGGCGUCGCGCGGACGGGCCGCGAGGACAAGAUCCGCACCUACAAUUACAGUCAGCGGCGGGUGACGGACCAUCGGAGCGGCAUGGACAGCAGUGACCUGGAGGGCAUCUUGGGCGGCGGCGAAGGUCUCGAGGAUCUCAUGGACAGCGUGAGAGAAUGGAUGGCCGAGGAAGAAGUCAAGGGCUUGAUCGCCGAGGAGGAACUGAGGCAGAGAGAGCAGUCAAAGUGA
Messenger RNA from Cladophialophora carrionii CBS 160.54, 1317 nucleotides. RefSeq lists its product as uncharacterized. Gene Ontology annotation, molecular function: translation release factor activity. Lineage: Eukaryota; Fungi; Ascomycota; Eurotiomycetes; Chaetothyriales; Herpotrichiellaceae. The transcript has 3 exons. The record is from RefSeq and is a predicted model, not a curated record. Bases 1 to 1317 code for a protein of 438 amino acids. Gene Ontology annotation, biological process: translational termination.